AUGUCAACUAGCCAAGUUCUUGUUGAGCGGCUUAUUCUUGAUCUAUUAGAUCCAAAGCUCAAAGAGCAUGCCCUUGCAGAGCUACGCAAGAAGAGAGAGUUAUUUCCGGAUUUGGCUCCAAUGUUGUGGCACUCCUUUGGCACAAUUAUUGCGCUGCUCCAGGAGAUUAUAGUAGUCUACCCUGCACUUUCACCCCCAACAUUAUCAUUACCUGCUUCAAAUAGAGUCUGCAAUGCACUCGCACUUCUUCAGUGUAUUGCAUCCCAUCCAGAGACCAGGAGACAUUUCUUACAAGCUCGUAUUCCACUGUACCUGUGUGCAUUUUUGCAAACUGAAAGCAAGACCAGACCUUUUGAAUACUUGCGGCUGACCACUUUGGGUGUCAUUGGUGCUCUUGUUAAGGCUGACGAUAAAGAAGUCAUCAAUUUUCUGCUGCAAUAUGAAUUUGUUCCUCUGUGCAUGCACGCCAUGACGACAGGCAGUGAGCUUUCAAAAACUGUUGCAACUUUUGUUAUUGAAAAGAUUGUCCUGGAUGAUGUGGGGCUUGGUUACAUUUGUGCCACCGCAGAUCGGUUCUUCGCUGUGGGAACUGCUUUAGCAAGCAUGGUCACUUCACUGGACGACAAGCCCUCCCCAAGGUUGCUGAAGCACAUUAUCCACUGUUACCUCAGGAUCACAGAAAAUCCCAGGGGCCUUGAGGCACUGCAGACCUCCCUUCCUAUCACACUGAAAGAUGGGACAUUCAACAACCUUGUUAAGGAUGACCCUACAAUGCAAGAGUGGCUCCAACAACUGCUGGUUAAAGUGACAAGUGGAAAAGUGGGAGGAUGGCCUCCUUCAGUUCUUGGUGGCCUGCCGAAGAUAUAA
Messenger RNA from Oryza brachyantha (malo sina), 867 nucleotides. Its product is annotated as CCR4-NOT transcription complex subunit 9-like. NCBI's taxonomy places the organism in Eukaryota, Viridiplantae, Streptophyta, Magnoliopsida, Poales, Poaceae. Gene Ontology annotation, cellular component: CCR4-NOT complex; CCR4-NOT core complex; P-body. Gene Ontology annotation, biological process: negative regulation of translation; mRNA catabolic process. The coding region runs from base 1 to 867 and encodes 288 amino acids. The record is from RefSeq and is a predicted model, not a curated record. The transcript has 9 exons.